Molecule: messenger RNA, 1149 nt
Organism: Penicillium canescens
Lineage: Eukaryota; Fungi; Ascomycota; Eurotiomycetes; Eurotiales; Aspergillaceae
Exons: 4
Coding region: 1-1149 (382 amino acids)
Biological process (GO): carbohydrate metabolic process
Source: RefSeq, a predicted model, not a curated record
AUGGCCGAUAGCAUCAUCUCCCGUGGACAGGCCAUUCUCGAAAACCAAACCGAUCGAUCAUCGCUUUUGCAGGUUGGGAUUUUCCAGACUGCCGUCAUGGAACUAAUACAGUCGCCUUCAGGUCGUUACAUGGAGCAAAAUUGGAAAAUCUACGUCAGCGCAAGCGCUGACACAGUUGUUGACGUGGUUGAUAAUGCAACCAUAGAUGCCAGGCUUCCUCUAGACCGCCUAUCCGUGGGUAGAGGACUGUUGUACCUAUACGACGAAACUGCGACCAGCACAUACAAGAAGACGCUUGCUGCUCUGCGUGCCUCGAUUGAUCUGCAGCCGCGGAAUAUAUUCGGCGGACUAUGGUAUUAUAUCUAUCCAAAUUGGAGCUAUUUGGAUGGAAUGUUCUCACUGUUGUCAUUCUACCCCUUGUAUACCACGAAUAUGGAUAUUGCCAACAUGACCGAGGUCAACAAUGACCUCUUCCAUCAGAUCGAACUCUUGUGGAAGCAUUGUUAUGAUAAUACGACGGGCCUUCUUUUCCAUGGAUAUGAUGCAACCAAGACCGCCUCCUGGGCAAACCCCACGACUGGCGCCAGUCUAAUCGUCUGGGAUCGUGCGCUCGGCUGGUUCAUGAUGGCAUUGGUUGACUUUCUAGAGCUCCCGCUCAUGGACUCACGGGUGGCGACAUGGCGUGCGCGAUUCGUUGAUCUCGCCAACGCUGUCGUGCAAGCAGUGGAUCCGGCGUCUGGCUGCUGGUGGCAAGUGAUGUCCUCCCCGGGACGUAAAGGCAACUACAUUGAAGCUAGUGGAUCUGCCAUGUUCACCUAUGCCCUCUACAAGGGGGUGCGACUUGGCCUUCUGCAAGACAACAACCCUCAAGAGCCCCCCUCUGAGAACCACAUUGCCCAUUUCCGGGCAAAUUAUACCAGCGUCGCCGCUCGGGCCUAUCGCACACUUGUGGACAGAUUCGUCGUGGAGAAUCAAGACGGCACCCUAAGCUACAACGGAACCGUGGGUGUGUGCAGCUUGAACUCCACCGCUAACUACGAGUACUAUACCGAGCAACCACUCGUAUACAAUAGCGUAUUGGGAUCCGCAGCCUUUGUUCGCGCCAGCAUGGAGCAUGAAUUGGAGCACGGAGUUCUCUACGAGCAGUAG